AUGGCAAAAUUCAUGCCUUACGACGUCCAGCUGUGCUAUAAUCGCGAGAUUUAUACCGCGAGGAGUGAUGACAACAACAUGGCCAUAUCAACUGUAUCAAGUUACGAAAAACUAGACUAUAAUAAACCAUGUGUUCGAGCUCUAUAUUCUUUCCAAAUGCCGAAAAACUGUUGUGUUCCCCAUUGCACGAAGAAAGGAUACGUAGAAGGGGGGGAAAAGAUCUCUUACUUCAAGUUUCCACAGGAAAAGCAUCUGUUCGACGAGUGGAUUCGUGCGAUUCGUCGAGACGUUGGGCGACAUUUCAAGGUUACAGACAACACUCGUGUUUGCUCAAGGCAUUUUAAAGACGGGGAUUUUGAAAUUUCACUAACUGGCAGACGUACGCUUCGAGACGGGGCAGUGCCGUCGAGAUUCGAAUGGAAAACAGCUUCUCCCAAGAAGAGAAAGUCCCCAGCAAAAUCAAGAUCUAACAUUCAAUUUAUAGAUCCAGACUCUGACAGUGAUGAACUGGCUGGUCAAUCAUCUAGCCAUUUAGAGGAAGACGUUACGGGGCCAGAAAGGGAGGAAACAAACGCGUUUGAAACUGAACUCAACGAACUGAAGACCAGAGUCGAGGACUUGACGGAGAGGUGCACAAACAGUGAGCGUAAAGUGUUUUGUUUCAGUCGAUUUUACAAUGACAACAACAGUUUUCAAUUCUAUACUGGCUUUCCAGAUGUGAAACUAUUUGAUGCUCUGUAUGAGUUUUGUAAUCCCGGAGAACAUGGUGAAAAUAUUUCUUACUGGCAUUCUGCGACUACAAGUGAAGGUUCUACUUCUAGUGAUUUUUCAACAAAACAGGGCAGGCCAAGAAUACUUCAUCCCAAGGAGGAACUAUUUAUAACAUUGUGUAGACUGAGGCAAGGUUUCCCUGAAGAACACCUUGCACAUUUGUAUGGGGUGUCUCAGAGCACCAUUAGCAGAAUUAUUGUUACUUGGGUGAAUUUUCUUUAUUUGAAACUUAAGGAUGUACCAAUGUGGCCUUCUCGGGAGUUGGUGGAUAAAUAUAUGCCAGAGCAAUUUAAAGAAAAAUUUCCCUCAACUAGAGUGAUUAUUGACUGCACCGAGAUCAAAUGCCAGAUGCCAAGCAGCCUUCUCUUGAACAGUGAACUAUUUAGUUCCUACAAGAACAAUGCUACCCUUAAGUGUCUGGUUGGCAUAACUCCUGGUGGAGCAAUGUCAUUUGUUAGCCAACUAUACACUGGGCACAUCUCUGACCGAGAAAUUGUGAUGCGAAGUGGUUUCUUGGACCAGCAGUUCAAUAAUGGAGACUCGGUCAUGGCUGACAAGGGAUUCACCAUAGAUGACUUAUUACCACCUGGGGUAGGGUUGAAUAUACCUCCAUUUCUGGGAAUGCAAGGCCAAAUGAGUGCUGAAGAUGUAGUCAAAACCCAAAGUAUUGCUUCCCUAAGGGUGCAUGUUGAGCGAGCAAUCAACAAAAUUAAGAACUUCAAAAUAUGGGAUGGUAUUGUUCCACUGAACUUGUUUGGUGUCGUCAAUCAGAUGUGGACAGUAUGUGCCGUGCUGUGUAAUCUUCAGAAACCAAUAAUUAGUAUUUGAAUUAAGGAACUCAGUCAAUACACCCUUCUGGAAAGUUUUCAGUCUUGGCCAUACAGCCUCGUUUUUGUGAUCAAGAUAUUGGGUUUAGGACCUUUUAUCUUGUUGCAGGUGACAUGUCUACAAAACCAUUGGGUUAGAAUAGAUAACCUGACAGACCUUUAUAUGAUACCUCAAUCACAGAAACAAGGUUGUAUAGCCAAGACUGAUUACUUUACAGAAUGGUGUAAUUUGUUUAAGUGACAGUAUUGUGUAUAUGACUAUAUGGGCAAAUCACCUACUUGAAAAAGUCCUGAAAUUAUUUGAAGUAUGUAUUCAUAUUGUACAAAAUAUAAUCACUCAAACAUGACUGUGUCACUUUUGUCAGUUUUGAUGGGUAAUCACUCAGUGGCUUUUUUCCAAACUCAAAUGGUUUUAAUGAUCAGGUAAUUAACAUAACUAGUUAUAAUAAUUUGUAUGUACACCCUUAUUUUUAAUUUAAUAUUUCUGAAAAUAUAUACAAUUAUUCUAGUCCUCAAAUGAAACAGUUUUUUUGUUUUCACAGAAAUACCAUCGCUUGCAACUAAACAUUGAACUUUUGUCUAUUCUCAUGACAAAGUUCAAUGUUUUCACUGAGAAUCUUCAACGUUUGUCAAGAGCAUGUGAGUUUAAAACUGAUCAACCAAUCAUGAUAGACAAUGUUUUUAUCUGUGACUGUUCAUCCUUAGUUGCAAGUGACAAUAUAUUCCAUAGUAUAAAGUCACCUAAAAAUUCAAAAUAUGUAUAAUUAAAAAUGAGUAAUUAAAGUUUGUUAAAUUCAUUAUAUUGAAUUGCAUGAUGACU
Molecule: messenger RNA, 2418 nt
Organism: Paramuricea clavata
Lineage: Eukaryota; Metazoa; Cnidaria; Anthozoa; Malacalcyonacea; Plexauridae
Source: the annotation of a GenBank genome assembly